AUGGCGCAAACACGAGGAAGGUGCGAUGGGCACACCGAGGAAGGCGCGAUGGAUGGUGUAUUUGUUGCUGCGGCGGUCGCGGUUUCCAAGUGGGAUGGCGGGGUCGAGCAACGCCGAACGAAGCAAGUCAGGUACGAUCUACUGCAAGACAAGACCACUACGCAGCAAGCAGCAGGCCAGCUUCAGCUUAGGUGGUUGAGCGCGAAGAUUCCCAGAAACACGCCCAUCUCAAAGGGCUACCGAGCCCAAAUAUACUUCCCAACCCAGUCGCAGCUCUCCGCCAGACUUUUGGGCUAA
Molecule: messenger RNA, 297 nt
Organism: Pyrenophora tritici-repentis Pt-1C-BFP
Lineage: Eukaryota; Fungi; Ascomycota; Dothideomycetes; Pleosporales; Pleosporaceae
Source: RefSeq, a predicted model, not a curated record